Messenger RNA from Arachis duranensis, 853 nucleotides. Its product is annotated as rac-like GTP-binding protein 7. Gene Ontology annotation, molecular function: GTP binding; GTPase activity; protein kinase binding. Gene Ontology annotation, cellular component: cell projection; cell cortex; nucleus. The coding region runs from base 163 to 543 and encodes 126 amino acids. The transcript is spliced from 7 exons. Gene Ontology annotation, biological process: cortical cytoskeleton organization; regulation of cell shape; small GTPase-mediated signal transduction. NCBI's taxonomy places the organism in Eukaryota, Viridiplantae, Streptophyta, Magnoliopsida, Fabales, Fabaceae. The record is from RefSeq and is a predicted model, not a curated record.
CUCAAAGGAAAGAAAACAAAAGAAAAGAAAAGCCACAACUAAAGUUGCUGCUAGGUUGUUAAUGUUAAGGUCCAGCCACCUUCCUUUCUUUCACUCUUUCAACUUCAAACUUGUGUUUAUAAGUAAAGAAUCUCUCUUAAUUGUUCAAGAAGAAGAAGAAGAAUGAGUACUGCUAGAUUCAUCAAGUGUGUUACAGUAGGGGAUGGUGCUGUUGGAAAAACCUGCAUGCUUAUAUCCUACACCAGCAAUACCUUUCCCACCGAUUAUGUUCCAACAGUGUUUGACAAUUUCAGUGCUAAUGUGGUGGUGGAUGGCAGCACUGUGAAUCUUGGUCUGUGGGAUACUGCUGGACAAGAAGAUUACAACAGGCUAAGGCCUUUGAGUUACAGAGGAGCUGAUGUGUUUCUUUUGUGUUUUUCUCUCAUCAGCAAAGCCAGUUAUGAGAAUGUUUCUAAAAAGUGGAUGCCUGAAUUGAGACAUUAUGCUCCAAAUGUGCCUGUUGUGCUGGUGGGAACAAAACUAGAUUUGCGAGAUGACAAAUAAUUUCUGAUUGAUCAUCCUGGAUCCACACGAAUUACAACUUCUCAGGGUGAAGAGUUGAAGAAAAUGAUUGGUGCAGUAACUUAUAUUGAGUGCAGUUCUAAAACACAACAGAAUGUAAAAACAGUUUUUGAUGCUGCUAUAAAGGUUGCAUUGAAGCCACCAAAAGCAAAGAAGAGAGCACGCAGGAAAAAGACAUGCAAUUUCCUCUAAAUAUUUUCAUUCCAUUUUACUUUUUGUAACUGGCUUAAGUCGCAUACAACAUUUAGUAGAGGAUUCUCAAUUCAAUCACUGUCACUAAUGUGAAAUAUCU